UGCGCGCGGCCAUUCGGGCCCGGCUCGCCGAGGGGACGCGCCGCCGCCGCGGCCGCCGCGAUGGUGUCCUGGAUGAUCUCGCGGGCCGUCGUGCUGGUGUUUGGGAUGCUGUAUCCUGCAUAUUAUUCAUACAAAGCUGUGAAGACAAAAAAUGUGAAGGAAUAUGUUCGCUGGAUGAUGUAUUGGAUUGUAUUUGCUCUUUAUACAGUUACUGAAACAAUAACUGAUCUAACAAUCUCUUGGUUUCCACUGUAUUAUGAGCUGAAAAUUGCUUUUGUUAUUUGGCUCCUUUCUCCAUAUACUAGAGGGGCGAGUUUAAUGUACAGGAAAUUUCUCCACCCUCUUCUUUCUUCUAAAGAAAGGGAGAUUGAUGAGUACAUUGUACAAGCCAAAGAAAGAGGCUAUGAGACCAUGGUGAAUUUUGGAAGACAGGGGUUGAAUUUGGCAGCAACCGCUGCAGUGACGGCAGCUGUGAAGAGUCAGGGUGCAAUAACAGAGAAACUGAGAAGUUUCAGUAUGCAUGAUUUGACUACUAUACAAGGAGAUGAACCAGUAGGCCAGAGACCCUAUCAGACAUUGCCAGAAGCAAAAAAGAAAACCAGAGCCUCUGCAAAUGAAUCUGCAGGUUUUCCACUGGAAAAAAAUCCUGGAGAUGAUAAAACAGAUGAAGAGGUAGAAGGAACACAUUCAGAGGAUGAAAUGUUUGCUCAGAGAGGCCUUCGAAGAACUCAGAGCAUGAAGUCUGUGAAAACUAUUAAAGGACGUAAAGAGAUACGAUACGGAUCACUGAAAUACAGAGUAAAGAAGAGACCCAAUGUGUACUUCUAAGUUUACUGCACAAUGCCUGUGAGACAAGCUGCUGUAUUAUAACAACUUGAAUUCAGUACUUCAAGUGUUAAAGAUCUGUGUAUGAUUCAUAUAAUGAAUAUAUAUGAAUAGAUGUGGUAGGACUUGGUUUUAUGAGCCUAAAUGAUUGGGUAGUGUAUUACUCUGCUUUUCUGUAAUUGCUUAUUGUUAGACUUAAAUCUGGAGAAGCUAUAGGAUAAAUUUCAGCGCUUCGUAAAUAAGGAUUAAAUGAGUUACAGGAAACAGCCUGACUUUUCCAGAGGUAUUGAGCAGACUGAAAUAAUUACAAGUCCAAACAAAUUAGCAGAAGCUGUAAGUGUUUGGAGCUUGUGAAAGUCAAACCCAUAGUAUCCUCUAGUUUACGUGGAAAAAAAUAGGUAUACUUGAAAUAUUUUUCUGAACUACAGUUCCUGAAAAGUCCUUCAUGUAAUUUUAAAAUGUACAGUUUAAGGAACAGUGGGUAAUAAUGAGGAAGGAAAAACAAAGAUACAGUAUAUCCUUAAGAUCAUCUUUUCACCAUAUAUUUCCAAGCUUAACAAACUUGUGUAAUAGUAAUAGGUGCAAAAUGGGGGUACGUUUAGCACUUUAUGCAAAACUGUGUAGUUUUGCACACUUACUGAUUUAUAGCUGCACAUGUAAUUUUAGUGAAUUCUUAGGCAGGUUAGACUUAUAUUGUAGGCUUUUUAUAACUCACAUUGAUUGCUUAGGUACACUUAGGGUGCUGUAGAUAAUCGCAGCUAACACUUAACAAUAUUAUCAGGUGCCUUUCUGUGUCUUACAGGGCUGUGGUAUUAUCUGGUUUUUGUUUGUUUCACUCUUUUUUUUUUUUAACCUUCCUCUUCAACUAGAGAGAUGUAACAAGAUUUAACUUAGUUUUUGGUUAAAAUUGUGGUAAGUUUAACUUGUAGCAAUUCUGGUGACAGAUCUCAGGGAUCUGAGCAGCCCAUCUACUGCGUAGGAUAAGUCAUGCUGAAGUGGCAGCAUGUAUGAUAGAUCAUUCAGGCCCUGGUUUGGUUUUGCUCUGCGUACCUGUAAGAAUAUAUAUAUAUUUAGAACAUGUAUAUGUGUAUAUUUCUCAUGGUGUGUAGAUUCUAGAAUUGGCUAUGUAGUUUUUUACUGCUAAAAUUAUUACUAAAAUACUGACUUACAAAUAGCUUUUUCUAAAACUCUAGCACAUUGAAUCAGCCUUGUCAUAUCCUAAUGUCAGUGAUAUAACUAUUUGCACAGAGAUUAAUUUUGGAAUGCCAUACUUGUCAAAAUGACCUCUCGACAUCCCCUUCAAUGCUGUUUUCUGUAAUUCUGAGAAGUAGGCUGAUUUUAGUUUUCUAUGUGACUCUUUCUAGUGUGGAUACGGGGAGGACAAAUCCUCUUUUGUAGAUAGUAUUUUUUAUUAUGUGGCAUGGAUAGACAUAGGAUUAAUUUUCUUUAAGGGAAGAUGACGUGUUAUCCCUCCUAUCCUUGAUGCUCAGACUCCAAUCCUUAGACUUUCCCCCAGAUUUGACAGUCAUCUGCAAGUUUACUGCAAUGCUUUUAAACACCUGCUGCAGUUUUUCUUCAUAUUGUUACAGCCAUAGCAGUCUUGCUGCUGGUGGACACCUAAUAGCCUGUCAAUACAGACUGGCUUUUCUUUUCUGUAUAGUCUUCUGUAGACUGCCUUGGGCCAGGGUUUGAGUUAUGCGGAUAAAAAUGCAGCUGGUCUGUAUUGGCACUGUAUUAUUCAUUUGCUAUUAUUGUCCUUUAUAAGCCAAGUGCAGAGCCUUGGACAGAUGUAACAAUAUUGUUGGCACGGUGCUUUCAGUGUCCUCCAAGGAAGUUAAAUGCCUUUAGCAAGAAGCUGCAACAUUCCAUAUGUGAUCAAAAGGCCAAAGCUUUUUUUUCCCCCACUUCUCUCAAGAAUUUUGUUUCACAUGAGAAAUGAUUAGCAAGGUAGCAUCCUGGGGUGGGGCUUGCAGCUCAUGUCCCGUAAGUGUUUGCAGUUCUCAUCUACUUCCUUGAAUGUAGAAAUCACCUAAGAAGGGAAGGGCUGUUUAUGUAUUAAGGUGUGUAAGGUGUUAGGAGAAACAGAGGUUUUUGUAUUUGCAUCUCACCUCUCCUUGAACAUUAGGAUAACCUGGGCAUUGAGUAGAAUAUACAAAUCUUAUUCUCCAGUUGAGCACUUGCUGCCACAUCUUGCACUAGCUCCUAAUUUUGAUUGGUGAGAGUGGCAACAAAAUUGCCAUAGUUUUAGGAAUUAGAAUCCUGUGUGAAAGAGCUGGGAAAGCCCUUCUGUCAGAAUUCUAGUUCCUGUUACAGUUUCAUGUAGUCCUGUUUCUGGGCUUAUAUUCUUUUCUCAGUUCCAAGGAUAGAGGUCAUUUGAGUAAAAGGUUAGGCCUUAGCAUGCUGGUGGUCAAUAAGUUGCUUUAUGCAUUGUUACAUACUUAGGGCUGUAACCUCUGACAAAUGCAGCUUGCUAGUUAGGUAGUGACAGGCUGCACAAACCCUCCUGUUCCUGAAAUGCAUAUGGGACUAGGAAAGCCAGCAGUAUUAUUCAUGUUAAUUACUGUUUCCAUAUAAAUAUAUUUGUGUUCUCUCAGACAUCAUCUUAAGUGAUAAAACAUCCAGUGUUUUCCUAGCUGUUCUUUUGGUCUACCGCCCUGCAUUGGGUUCUGCCUCCCCCCAGCAGCUCGAUUCUUCUCUUUGCAUUCAUCCUGGAACCACUUCCUGAUAUCUUCAAGUUGUUUUUCCUUCCUGUUCGUUGUCAGCAGAUCUUUCACAGGGCUCAGUGGCCUGAUGAGCUUUCACCUAGAUUAUGCAUAUUUCUUGUUGAAUUUAGUUGAGUUUGGUUUGGGAGUAUCUUAAACUUUGUGGAUUUUCAACCUUUUUUGUUUUUGCCUUAGUAACUGCAGAGGUCAUCUGCUGAGAUCUACCCAGUAAAAUUCUGGGAAGAAAGUUAAACUAAAGAAAGUUAAUUUUUUUUCAUUUUGGAAUUUUAACUAUAUAGUUGUUGUGAACAAAACGUUUCCUGAGAAUUGACUGACUGCUACCAACAGAACUGCUAAGACAGGUAAAGAAAAGGUUACGCAGGGGUCAAAGGAAGUUUAAAACAGAAUAUGUGUUUCCUGUUUAAUUAUGUAUUCUGGAAAUGCUCCAAAACUUUGUAUCUGAACUGACUCAGACUUGUCAGCAAGAGCGCGUGCUGUACGUAUUCAAAUACACCGUUUGAGACAAGGGUUCACCUGAUGGCCUCAGUUGCAAACACACUGUCUGGACUGUGAUUACAAGGUAAUUGCCAAUAUUUGCUAAUGAAUGCUAAUUGCUUAGCUGCGUCAGAAUGCUAUCCAGUGUACUUUUUGCGGGCUGUAAUGAGUUUUAAAAUGAAUACAAGGUAAUUUAGUUAAGCAGAAUGGUGGAGUAAGUGCUAGAUGCAUUUAACAUGCUGUUAAUAACAAAAAAUAUGUUUUAUUUUGGUGUUACUUUUAUUAAUGGGAAGUUGGUAUUUUAAAGUAUUUUUGUACAAAAAUGUAUGUGCACAAAGGCAAUACUUUGAUAUUUUUCAAGAACUCAUAUUUUUAAAUGCUACAGACCAGAGACUGUCAGACAUGGAAACUGAAGUUAGUAGCUUUAAAAAAUGCAAUGUAAGCUUUACUUUUUAUAUUGUAAUGAUAACUUUGCUGUCAAUUUGUUUACACGUUUGUAGUAGGGAAUGUUUCAUUACGCAUUGACUUACCUUGAUGCUACCUUGAAUAAACGCUGCUUUGAGCAGGA
Messenger RNA from Phasianus colchicus (ring-necked pheasant), 4590 nucleotides. It is a transcript of the gene REEP3, whose product is annotated as receptor accessory protein 3. Gene Ontology annotation, biological process: endoplasmic reticulum tubular network organization. Gene Ontology annotation, molecular function: microtubule binding. NCBI's taxonomy places the organism in Eukaryota, Metazoa, Chordata, Aves, Galliformes, Phasianidae. The record is from RefSeq and is a predicted model, not a curated record. Gene Ontology annotation, cellular component: cytoplasmic microtubule; endoplasmic reticulum membrane; endoplasmic reticulum tubular network.